GGUCGUUCGGUUUUUCUGUGUUGAAUUGUUGCAAAAUGACUGCUGAAGUGGAUUUCGUCAAUAAAAAGGAGAUGCAUCUACGCACUCUGAAGCAAUCAGGCCAUGUGGGAUUCGAUAGCCUGCCUGAUCAAUUGGUCAACAAGAGCGUUCAGAACGGAUUCGUUUUCAACGUCAUGUGUAUAGGCGAGACUGGUCUUGGCAAAUCCACACUGAUGGACACGCUCUUUAACACGAGCUUUGAGUCGACGCCAAGCCCCCACACCCUGCCCAGCGUUAAGUUGAAGGCCCACACGUACGAGCUGCAGGAGAGCAAUGUGCGGCUCAAGCUGACAAUUUGCGAUACCGUGGGCUAUGGGGAUCAGAUCAACAAAGACGAUUCGUUCAAGGCGGUCGUCGACUACAUCGAUGCCCAGUUCGAGAACUAUCUGCAGGAGGAGCUAAAAAUCAAACGUUCGCUGGUCACAUGCCACGACAGUCGCAUCCAUAUAUGCCUCUACUUCAUUUGUCCGACGGGCCAUGGCCUCAAGUCGCUGGACUUGGUGUGCAUGAAGAAGCUGGACAGCAAGGUGAACAUUAUACCGGUCAUUGCAAAGGCCGACACCAUUUCCAAGGUGGAACUGCAGCGAUUCAAGGCGAAGAUCAUCCAGGAGCUGAACACCAAUGGGGUGCACAUUUAUCAGUUUCCCACCGAUGACGAGACCGUGGCCGAGACCAACACCAGCAUGAAUUCACACAUUCCCUUUGCCGUCGUGGGCAGCACAGAGUUCAUCAAGGUGGGCAACAAGUUGAUACGUGCCCGCCAGUAUCCCUGGGGCACGGUGCAGGUGGAGAACGAGACCCACUGCGAUUUUGUCAAGCUGCGGGAGAUGCUCAUUCGCACAAACAUGGAGGAUAUGCGGGAGAAGACCCACACGCGACACUACGAGCUGUACAGGCAGAAGCGCCUGGAGCAGAUGGGCUUCAGCGAUGUGGAUAGCGAGAACAAGCCGAUCUCGUUCCAGCAGACGUUCGAGGCAAAGCGCUCGAAUCAUUUGGCCGAGCUGCAGUCCAAAGAGGAGGAGGUACGGCAGAUGUUUGUGCAGCGGGUCAAGGAGAAGGAGGCCGAGCUGAAGGAGAGCGAGAAGGACUUGCAUGCCAAGUUCGAGAAGUUGAAGCGCGAUCAUGCCGAGGAGAAGCGAAAGCUGGAGGAGUCGCGGAAGGCUCUCGAGGAGGACUAUCUUGACUUUCAGCGGCGCAAGCAGCAGUUGGCCUCGGCCCACCACACGCUUACGCUGGGCAAAAGCAAGAAGAAGUAAGCGGGCGGACGAACCGUCGUCGUCGUCGUCUGCUCUAAGCAAUGUAUUGAGUAGUAUUUUGUGCGGUCUGCUUAUCCCAAAGUAAUUAUUGCUUUUUCAUCUCGUUGUAUUUCAUUUGUACUAUUAAGUUUACUUCAAAUAUUAACAUAUACACACACACACCAACAGA
Molecule: messenger RNA, 1464 nt
Organism: Drosophila persimilis
Lineage: Eukaryota; Metazoa; Arthropoda; Insecta; Diptera; Drosophilidae
Gene: Septin2
Product: septin-2
Exons: 2
Coding region: 36-1295 (419 amino acids)
Biological process (GO): cytoskeleton-dependent cytokinesis
Cellular component (GO): cell division site; septin ring; microtubule cytoskeleton
Molecular function (GO): GTP binding; molecular adaptor activity; GTPase activity
Source: RefSeq, a predicted model, not a curated record